AUGGAUUUAAGUUUCAUUUUGAAUCCGAUUUGCUCAGUACCACUAAAGGCCGAAAAGACACGACCUCAAAAUUUACAAGAUGCUUCUGCAAAUAAUACAACCUACUCCUACACUGCUCUGAAAUGCCCGGAUGAGAUCCGUUUGCUCAUAAUCGAACCUGGAAGACCUUCAGAAGCUGUGAAAUGCAACCUUGUUCACACUCGUCUUUCUCAUACGCCAUCAUAUGAAGCCUUGUCAUACACAUGGGGGACAGAAGAGAAGCCAGGCCGGAUAUCUUGUGGACAAGAGGGGCACAUUUCGGUCACUCAAAACUGUUUUCACGCCAUCAAACGUCUGCGAUACAAAGACCGUCAAAGAGUCACAUGGAUAGACGCGGUUUGCAUCGAUCAGCCUAGCAUUGCUGAGCGCGGCCACCAGGUUGCAAUCAUGCCAUCGAUCUACCGGCAGGCGAAAAAAGUGAUUGUAUACCUGGGUGAGUCGACAGAAGAUAGUGGUAUCGCUAUGGAAUACCUCAAAAGCCACGAAUUCAUCAACGACGAUGCAACAUCAUUAUCACCUUCACACUCCCAACUGGCCUUAUGGAAGCUUCUUUCGCGUCCUUGGUUCUCCCGACUAUGGGUUCUUCAGGAAAUAUUCAUGUCUGCAUCUGCAGAUGUGAUCUGCGGUCACAAGAGCGUUCCUUGGGCCUGUUUCCGGCGACUUGCGAAAUGGAAUCCUCAAAACUCGCUCCAAAAAAUACCUCUUGUUAUGUCUGUCAGCAGCUAUCGCACCAUACAAGAUCCUUCUAUUCAGGACUUCUUCAGACUGCUCUGCAAUACCCGCGAUUGUGGAUGCAAGGACCCUCGAGACCGAAUAUUUGCCCUCUUCUCGAUGGGACCAGAGGACCUGCACAAAAGCCUGAAUAUCGACUACCAAGAGUCUACUGAGACAGUUUUUACAAACACGGCCAUCUAUCUAAUCAAUUCUAUCGGUCUAGAUGCGUUGUGUGGGGUGGGAGGAAGAGAGGGAAGCAGCAGUCUACCUUCAUGGGUUCCCGACUGGAGGAGACCAGUCGGUUCAACACCAAUGAUAGAUUUGGUGGACGAAGCUGGCUCUGCCGGAGGAAGGCGGCAUGACCAAGCCUUCAAAUUCUUCAACUCUCACCAGACAGGGCAAAAAACGGUUCUUCAAACUUUUGGCUGCCACUUUGGUAAGGUUGAAUCUUUAGGAGACAUCGUUUUGUCGGACCGAAGCAACUUGGGCCAUGUCAUUGGCCAGGGUUGGAAAGAUUUCACUGGUAAUGAAACCUCGAACCUUCAAUCCUUGAUUUUCAGGCAGUCAUUCUUUCGGACUCUGUACAUGGAUGCCAAGACUACAACUCCAUGGGCUGGGAGGCGUCUUGAGGAACCACCGGGUAACUCUUAUGUGGCAAUCAAUUAUGAAUAUGAAAUAAGAGAAUCUAGCUCUCAGAAGCUUAGGGACAAAAAGCUCUACUUGGAGAAGAACUUGGAGCAGAUGGUGGACGCAUGGGACAAGCUAAAACAAGAGCUAUCUUGCGAGAGCUUCCCGUUCGCGAAGCGGAAGAGACUCUAUUCCUGCUGUACAGGGCGCCGGCUAUGCAAGACUCAAAAGUCGUUUAUUGGGUUGUUCCCAGCACAAACACAGCUGGGUGACAAAAUAUUUAUCCUGAGAGGAGCAAGAUGUCCGUUUGUUCUUCGCAGAGAACAUGAUCGCUACGUCAUGGUCGGGCCUUGCUUUGUUUGGGAAGCCAUGGCUAGGCGCCAUUCUCGUGCUCAAUUCACGGAGAUUACUAUUUGGUAG
This is a messenger RNA of Fusarium vanettenii 77-13-4, 1800 nucleotides long. RefSeq lists its product as uncharacterized. The record is from RefSeq and is a predicted model, not a curated record. Bases 1 to 1800 code for a protein of 599 amino acids. The transcript has a single exon. NCBI's taxonomy places the organism in Eukaryota, Fungi, Ascomycota, Sordariomycetes, Hypocreales, Nectriaceae.